AUGCCGUCGUCAACCUGGGUUGUAGGAAAAAUUAGCGACGGAGAAUCAUGUCGUGCCAAGUUCCAGCGGGGCCUAGCUGCCCCCCACGUUCCAACCUCCCGUCCCUGUGGGCAGGCAGUGUGGCUUCCGACGCAUCUCGUAUUGCUAUUUUUGCUGUUUGAUGUCAAAAACCAUGCCGUCCGUGCCAGUGAUCGUCAUGGUGUUGCGUUCGUGAUGGCGGUGUUAAAGCCGAUGCUAGGGUCUGUUUAA
This is a messenger RNA of Paracoccidioides brasiliensis Pb18, 249 nucleotides long. RefSeq lists its product as uncharacterized. The record is from RefSeq and is a predicted model, not a curated record. The transcript has a single exon. Bases 1 to 249 code for a protein of 82 amino acids.